AUGACGAAGCGCACGAAGAAGGUCGGAAUCACCGGUAAAUACGGUACUCGUUACGGUGCCUCGCUCCGAAAGCAGGUCAAGAAGAUUGAAAUCUCACAACACGCCCGCUACACUUGCUCCUUCUGCGGAAAGGUCUCUGUCAAGCGACAGGCCGUCGGCAUCUGGGACUGCAAAUCAUGCGGAAAGACUAUCGCUGGCGGUGCAUACAUGCUCUCGUACGAAAAAGAGUCCGUCACUUGCGGUGAAGAUAUGACAUUGUGCCUGCGACGACUGAAGGGAAAGAAGCGCAUCGCUUGCGGUGGGAAAGCCAUGAGCCUUCCGCAGUACUGGUAUCAGGCGUCGUCGCCGGCGGACAAGUCAUGGAUUACCUGUGGUGUCCCAAUUACGGACGGACGUAUUAUCUUGUGGAACCACGACCACCAUAUUGUGACGUCUAUGGAUGCCCAACUUGAUGACGAAACCAUUGCCCAUCUCUUGCCCUGCAAACACGAUCUACACAAUGCUUGUCUCAAACCUUGGGUUGAACGUGCCAACAGCUGUCCAAUCUGUCGCUCAAUUUUCAAUGAAGUACAGCUUAGUGAAGCUGUUGGAGGUCCAGUCUUUGACAGCUAUGCUGUCCAAAACAAAGUGCAAGAAGCAGAUGUUGACCCUAACAUGAUUGUCGAAGAUGAAUUAUUUGCUGUGGAGGCUUGGGAGCCCUGCCUCGUGUGUGGAGCGCUCAAUGAUGGCAAUGGCGCCAUGUGGUGCGACGGCUGUAAUCGCUCCGUUCACGUCUUCUGUGCUGGAUUCGACGAUGCGCCUGACGUUUGGUAUUGCGAGACUUGCCUAGUCGACCUCGAGAGAGACACCGAUCUACCCGGUAUGGCCUCCGCAUUGCGACGACAACCACGAAGACGUGCGCAUGGUCCAGCCAGUCGACGGCGGCGCACCAACGAUGCUACAUGGGCGCGUGUAUGGCAGGAAGUCUCGCGGCGCAUCGACCUUGACCUCGACUUCCCAUUCGACGAGGAGGUCACCGAUCAACGUACAGACGAACAACGUCGCGAAUUUCAACGCUGGCAACGCCGGUUCGAGGUCGCGAAUCGCCAUAGUGCGGGGGACCGACUCAGGGACAUUGCGCGGUUCAAUCCAGCGCCACAACCGGCGCCUGGCUCUCAAGAAGAGCUGCGCGCAUGGAACGCGUUCGACAAGGCUAGGGAAUCACAAGACGCACCGAUUGCUGUCCGACGUCGCAAGCGAGCAGCACCGGAUUCACCGGCUUCUCCCCAGGAAAACGUACAAGCUGAGAGACCUGUACUGAAGCGGCCGCGUCUUCGGCGGCCCUUGGUCGAAACCGAUCAGCCUGAGUCUUCAGCUACAGCAGCGCGGAGGAACGGUGAUGAACCUACAUUCUUGUCGUCCUUACUUCGAGAAGUGGAAAGCAAACCGAUCACUGCUAACUCCCCAUCAGCCUCAGAGCAGAUCCAGGGCCCUUUUUCACCUCAGAACUCCUCACCAAUGCGAUCGCCAGCCUCUUCUGAACCGGGGACGCCUAGAGCCGGUACCCCGCCGCCCCAGCGACCGUCAUCGCCGCCUUUGUCAUCCACCAUCUUACCUUUGCCAUCACCGACAAGUGUGACCUUCUCACCAUUUUCGCCCGUGGGCGAGGACGAGGGCGAUGCGGGCCACGAAAGCAGUCCCAGGAGAGCCCAAGAAACUUCCCCACGUGGCCGUGGCUCAUCAACCUCGCCCUCUCGCACAUUGUCAUAUUCAGCCAAACAGGAAGUGCAGCGCAUGGUUAAACUCGCGCUAGGAUCAAGAUAUCGGGACAAAGAAAUCACCAAAGACGAAUAUACCGAUAUCAACAAAGAUGUGUCACGCAAGCUGUACGGGCUUGUGAUUGACGCGUCGGCGCUUGCAGAUCAGCGAGAACGAGAGAAGUGGCAGGCUGUCGCUGAUGACGAGGUAGUCAAGGCGAUCGCAUUGUUAUCGACAGGCAAGGCGUGCAGUAGUGAAUCGGAUGCCUAG
Messenger RNA from Dissoconium aciculare CBS 342.82, 2007 nucleotides. RefSeq lists its product as uncharacterized. Gene Ontology annotation, molecular function: structural constituent of ribosome. The transcript is spliced from 5 exons. Gene Ontology annotation, biological process: translation. The record is from RefSeq and is a predicted model, not a curated record. Lineage: Eukaryota; Fungi; Ascomycota; Dothideomycetes; Mycosphaerellales; Dissoconiaceae. Gene Ontology annotation, cellular component: ribosome. The coding region runs from base 1 to 2007 and encodes 668 amino acids.